AUGUCAGAAGCACUCUCUUUUGUCUACCAUGAUGAACCACCUGACGAAGUGGAAAAGAAAACAAUUAGGCAUGUCGCAAUCUACAAAUCUGUCGAAACGAUUGGUCCGAAUAGCUUUCAAUUCUGUGAACGAUUGAUGGAAGUCGUCUUUCCAAAGAAUGGCCUGGAAAGUAUUUGCACGAGUGCCUUUGAAAAGUGCCCGGCUUUGGAAAGCGUCUCCCUGCCUUGCACCGUCACACACAUUGGCAAGUACGCCUUCCGUCAGUGCCUGGCAUUGUCAAAAGUCAAAUUACCGCAGCAGGAUGAAAGUAUUACUAGCACUACAUUGGAUAUUGAUACCAAGGCAUUUGAGGGCUGUCGGUCGUUAUGUGCUGUUUCAUUUCCAGAGUCAACUGGUACUGUCGGAUACCAAGCCUUUGCAAAUUGCACUAGUCUAUUGGCAGUCGAAAUACCUUCCACGACCAAACAUCAUGAGAACAAAAAUACAAGAAUCCAAUUUUUACGAAAUGUCUUUCAAGGAUGUCACCAGUUGGUCAAUGUGUCCAUUCCAAUGCAAAUGCCAUUGGGUACAGAGAAGUGCUUUGUCAUGUGCUCUUCUCUCCAAAAAAUGUGUUACCCAUCCUGUGACUUUCCCGAAGCUCUGAUUGAUCGAUAUUACAAACUGCCACUUCACAACAUGUGCUAUCAUGCUGCUGCAUCGACCACGAAAUUACAAGAGUUUGAAGCCUUUGUGGAUGGAUACGACGCCGACAAGUACAAUGCGGUGGAUCGUUGGGGUAUGACCGCCUACCACAUUUUGGCAACAUCUCCCAAUCUGCAAAAUGACACGACCGUCGAAUUCUUUUUGCAAACGCUGAUGGAUCGUUAUCCAUUGAAUGUAAUUCUGCAAAAGGAUCGAAACGACAAGACCAUGUUGGAUUAUUUGCUACUGUACAAGUCUGCCAAGUCGAUUCCAGUCUUUCAAAUGGUAGUUCGACGGCUGCUCAAGAUUGGAAUGGGCGAUUGGGGUCGUUUGGAUUGGAGAAAUGACAUUUCGUCAUUGGUGGAAUCCUAUGGCAGGAACGAAGUAUUGGCGGUUGAACACAGGCUGCAUGCUAAUGCUACUACAACUGCUGAAGAAUCUGACUUGUCGUCUGCGUCGUCAACUAUGGAUUGGGAUGAAAUGCUACAGCAAAGACGUGCUUCCUUCGAUGAAAUGAAAAGGCGACUGGCAAUCUUUGGACGGAAAGAAGUGACGUCAUUAAUGGAACUUUCAUUGUGGAAGAUGAAAAUCAAGUCCUCUGAGAUGAUGAGUCGGGUAGACUGUCGAUGGAGCUGUGGAUCCGAUUUUGUGAUUGCUCAAGUUCUUGGAUAUCUCUGGCAUCUUAGGGAUGAUGAUGAUGGUGGUGAUGAUAAUUCCACCGAGUCACGUCCAGCAUUGGAGGAUGGUCUACUGUACCUCAAUCUAUAA
This is a messenger RNA of Cylindrotheca closterium, 1449 nucleotides long. Lineage: Eukaryota; Bacillariophyta; Bacillariophyceae; Bacillariales; Bacillariaceae. The record is from the annotation of a GenBank genome assembly.